This is a messenger RNA of Microtus oregoni (creeping vole), 1169 nucleotides long. Its product is annotated as uracil phosphoribosyltransferase homolog. The record is from RefSeq and is a predicted model, not a curated record. The transcript is spliced from 7 exons. NCBI's taxonomy places the organism in Eukaryota, Metazoa, Chordata, Mammalia, Rodentia, Cricetidae. The coding region runs from base 131 to 1060 and encodes 309 amino acids.
GGGCAGCCAGGGUUAGAGAUUGCUGGAGGCGGGGGCCCGGAGGAAGCACGUGUCCGCAUCCUUUUCUUUCUGCUCUUUAUCUCUUUAUCCUUAGGGUUGAUAGCUGCGGGGACAGCCCGGGGCCCAGUGUAUGGCCACGGAGUUACAGCGUCCGGACUCCAUGCCCUGUCACAACCGGCAAGUAAACUCUACUUCAACCCCAAGUCCCGAGCAUCUGGGAACAGACGACCCUAUCCUGGAUCAUGCUGAAGAAAAUAACGCUGCCAUGGCUAAGCUGACUCUCCUCCCUGGGCACGCCCAUUCCAGCAUGCUCUGGGAGCGGGACUCUCAGGCCUGCUGUGGCAUUAAUCUUCACUCUGAGAACCACAGUGACAGUAGUGACAGUGGCAACUACGACGCACCUGUCGGUGACUCCCUCCUAGGGGACUGUGAACUGUCCCGACAGAUCGGGGCACAGCUUAAGCUGCUGCCUAUGAAUGAUCAGAUCCGGGAGCUGCAGACUAUCAUCCGGGACAAGACAGCCAGUAGAGGGGACUUCAUGUUUUCUGCGGAUCGUUUGAUCAGACUUGUUGUAGAAGAGGGACUGAAUCAGCUGCCAUAUAAAGAAUGCAUGGUGACCACGCCAACAGGGCACAAGUAUGAAGGAGUGAAAUUUGAGAAAGGAAAUUGUGGGGUCAGCAUCAUGAGGAGCGGUGAGGCAAUGGAACAAGGUUUACGUGACUGCUGUCGAUCCAUACGAAUUGGGAAGAUCCUGAUUCAGAGCGAUGAGGAGACACAAAGGGCCAAAGUGUACUAUGCCAAGUUCCCCCCAGACAUACAUCGCAGAAAAGUCCUUCUGAUGUAUCCAAUUCUCAGCACUGGCAAUACUGUAAUUGAAGCUGUAAAGGUUCUAAUAGAACAUGGAGUUCAACCCAGUGUUAUUAUCCUACUCAGUCUCUUCUCCACUCCCCAUGGUGCCAAAUCAAUCAUUCAAGAAUUUCCAGAGAUCACAAUUUUAACUACUGAAGUUCAUCCUGUUGCACCUACACAUUUUGGACAGAAAUACUUUGGAACAGACUAAGUUGUUAAAGGAAGAUGAAGUGCUUUGCAUAAUAUUAUGGUUGUAAAUGAAUUUCAUACUUGUUUUUUAUUAAUUUGAGAAAUAAUGGAGAAAAUACAUUAGGAAUGCC